This is a messenger RNA of Aaosphaeria arxii CBS 175.79, 3343 nucleotides long. RefSeq lists its product as uncharacterized. The transcript is spliced from 2 exons. Bases 426 to 3299 code for a protein of 957 amino acids. NCBI's taxonomy places the organism in Eukaryota, Fungi, Ascomycota, Dothideomycetes, Pleosporales. The record is from RefSeq and is a predicted model, not a curated record.
ACCCGGGUUCUGAUGAUAGAUUCGUGGCCAAGUGGAUUGCUACAUGACAGUUGUGUUUGCCUGCCCAUUUGGAAGAACUGUACAACUCCGAGUCAUCAAGCAAACAUAUCUAGCGUCGGUUCUGUACAAACGGACAUUUUCAUCCAAAGUGUAUUCCUUCCCUCAUUAUCCUCCCUCUCGAGAAUUCCUUCUCCUUCUCUCUACGUUCGCCCUUUCAAAUACUCAUUAUCAAGUCGUCAGUAGACAUGGCUGAUUCCACCACAUCGCAACGCUUCAACACCUGCUGAGCGAACAAGAAAGCAAACACCUAUCUCAUUCUCCUUGAACCCUCAAUAUCAUCAUCCCCUAACCAGCCUCCCCCUCCUCAACCCAACUUCUCCUCCACGACACACCAAAAACCGACAUACCAACCUCCAUCCCCUUCCAUGGGCCAAAACUACUCCACCUACCCCUACCACCACAACCACCACCCAGCACCCCUAAUCCCCCUCCCAGGGCCCCGCUCAACCGUCUUCGUCCCUGCAACCUCGCCCUUCUCCUUCGCCCCUCCCUUCGCAUCACCUUUCUCCCCGGCCUUUGUACCAGGAGUCAGGGCGAAGAAAGUGAAAACGCACCUCCACCUGCACGACCACAACCACAACCACGCACACUUACACAACCACAGUCGACGCAGCAGGAGAAGGCGGUACUAUCCGAGAUACUACUACGGCGGCCCAGGUGGUGGUGGUGGUUGGUCUGCUCCUGGCUUCGACACACCGGGACGGUACUACCAUCCCCAUCCUCAUAUACCGCCUCCGCCUCCGCCUUCGCCGUUCCUCAGUCCAGGAGACUGCGGCCCAUUUCCGGAUCCGGGCGGCUUGGAGGAGUGUUUCUCGCCCCCGUUGCCCGCGGCAAGUGUUCUCGGCUGCGCUGGUGGUGCCGUUGACGAAGACGGUGACUGCGGCGGUAGUGAAUUCGACGACCCUGGGCCUGGCUUUGUGUUCGGACCUGCCAGGAGUCGUGCUCGGUUCCCUGGCCCUUGUGCUGUUGGCGGUAUCGGUGGUAGGAGGUAUCCCAGACGAAGCGCGUACUACUAUCCCCCCCGUGGACACGGGGGAUUCGGAUCGAGGAGGCGGGUUGGCAGGUACGGGUACGGGCGUGGUGCUGGGGCGGGUACGACGUUUGAUUGGAAUUAUCCCUUCCGUGGAGGAGGGGCGACGGCGAGGUCGAGGGCGAGGGCGAGGUAUCAGAGGGGAGGAGGGGCACCGACGACGGCGUCGGCGGGAUUCAGGGGGAGUAGUGUGGGUAGUGAGGGCAGUGAUUUCGAGGGUGGGGGUGAAGACAUGAGGAGGGGUUUUGAUAGUAGGAUGGGAGGAGGGAAGAGGAUGGGAGGGUUGGGAGGGUUGGGGUCCCCUGGUGUGGGUGAGGGCGUGAGUAGGUAUGGUGGGAGUCCUGUUGUGAGGCCUCAUAUCGGGGUGGCUCCUGGGUAUCCUCCUCAGCACCACCACGCUGGGGCGGGGAUGGCGUACACGCCGCAGGUUGCACCGGGUAUGGUGACGUAUUCUGUACCUGGCGGGGGAGCAGCGUAUCAACCGGGAGGUGGGUAUCAGACCAUGGAUCCGAAUAUGAUGCCGGCAAUGCAUCAGCAACCACAACCACAACAACAGCAACCGUACCAACCCAUCAUCGUACCACCUCAACCACCCGUGGAAAGACCAGCAACAGCACCACAGCACGCAUCCGCAAGCAUGGCACACAUACCCGCGGGCGCCUACGCAGCCGGCGUCCCCACGACCCCCUCACCUCACCCUCGACCACAAACGACAGAGCCCGUACCCGCCUCGCCACAGGUGCCAAAAAGAAUGUUCAGACAGUCCGAGGAGACUGGACGAAAGGGGUCAAACGACACCGAGGGCCAGGAAUGGAUCCAGGGCCACCCGUUCCUCGAUGCGUGUAUCUGCACGACGAACUGCACAUGCAGGAAGGGCCAUAGAGUGCUGUACCGCGAGGAGAAUGGCGAGGGCGGCCGCGCGAGCGGGGAGAUCAGAUAUGUACUUAAAGAGCAGCUGGGCAAGGACUGCGGGGACCAUUCGAAGUGCCGGGAGAGAAAGAAGGAUGGCACUGGUGAGAGGAGGCGGAGUCGUGAGAGCGGCGGUAGUGGCAGUGUGAGGAGCAGUAGUCGGGGGAGUAGCAGCGAGACGACGAGUAGUUUGAGGUUGGGGAGGGAGAUGUACAAGGCUGCGAGGAAGGAGGCCCAGGAUGAGAGGAGGAAUAGGAGGGUCGAGGAGGGGUUGAAGGGGAUCUUGGAGAGGUUGGAAAAGAUGGAGUUGAAGAGUAGUAGUGGUUCGCCUGCUGCUACUAGGGCUACACCGUUGGGAGGGAAGGCGGUUCCGAAUGCUGGCCUUGGUAAUGGAAUUGGAGAGACGAUUCAACAGCCGUUGGGACGAAUGGCCUCACCGUUGGCCGGACCUACAACUGGAAUGGGAAACCUGUAUAACGGGUUAGGGAAUCCAUAUGCUGGGGUCGAUCAUGGUAUGGGCGCGCAGAUGGACCCACGUCAGAUGGGAGGUACUACUGCUGCUGCUGGAAUAGGACCGCAGAUGAUGUUUGGACCGAGUCCUGGCGUCCGUCGUCCGAUGAUGAUGCCGUCACAGAUGGAUCCACGGCUUGCAAUGCAGAUGAACGGCAUGUCACCCGAUUUCGAUCACCAGGCCGGCAAUGGCAUGGGCGGAUUGGACAUGGACAUGAUAGAUCCUUCAAUGGCCAUGGACAUGCGAACACCGGGUGGUAUGCCCAUGAGAGGAGGCAUGGCCGGAGGACAACGAGGGCCAAUUCCCAUGCCUCGACCUGAAAUGUACAACGGAGGUCAUGUCAUGCAGUUCGGACGAAGAGGUGGUAGGGGAAUGCCACAUGGGAUGAUGGGACGCCAAUUUGGUGGCGUUCAUGGUCAGUUGAAUCCAGGAAUGGGUAGAGGAGGCAGAUUGCAACAGCCGUAUCGUUGGGGACCCGGGGAUGAUUCAGUGGCGCCUGAAGGUAGACGUCGACGACCUGAGUUUCCUCUUGACGAUGAGGAUGAUACAUUCAUGACGAAUGGGCAUGGGGGACGUGGCACAGGGCAUGCUGAGGGGAAUGAAUCCGAAUGGGAAGACACUGGUCUAGAUGACAUCAACGAUGGUGAUGGGGACUGGCAACCAAAUCGAGGCAAUUCAUCUAAUGCCGGUCGAGGCAAUCGGCAAGGUAUGAAUCGUCAGAGGGGCAGCAGAGGUGGAGGACGGGGGCAGGGAAGACAGGCACAUAUUGAAGACCCAGAAGAGGAAUAGAGGGAGAUGGUUAUCUUGUUAAUUUCCAUAAUAAAAUGUAGAGA